GUAAUAUCUUCUUACACCAUAGAGGGGAUAGAGAAUAGAGGGAGAAACAAAGAGAGAGGAAGACGGAUUACUUACUACGGAGAGGCGUUGAGUUCAGAAGACAAAGGCUCUGGUUACUCAGGGCUUGUGUCAUGGCAGAAAGAGAUAUUAAUUGUGAAGGUCGGAAAAGGCAUACAAAUAGGGUUAGAGAUUUGGACAAAGGCAAGGCUAUAGAAGAUCAAAAUAUAAGACCACCUUCAGAGCAUGAUCAGGGUCCUUCGACCACUUCAAGGAGCUCUGAUAUUCAGUGCAAUUAUCUUACAUACAUAUGCUUUCAACCUAAUGGACACUGGAGACUCCUUACAGUCCCAUUUCUAUCUCACGAGAACUCAAACCUCGUGGGAUAUGGAGUUCAGAUUGGAAUGAAUGAUUUUCUACUGAUUUCCCCAACACCUGUUGGUUCACCCAGGGCUCGUCAACAAAAAGAGCAGAGGGGUUCUCGUCAUCAUGAUGCCUCUUCAUCUGCUGAGUCUUCAACAAGCAGAAACUCCUCUGAAUUGGACACGAAUUGUCAAUCUGCAAGCCAGUCCCUGGCUAACAAGGCCACUACGUCUAAUGAAGCUUCUUGCAGUGACACUGUCGGUAAGAUCUCAAAUGAAUUUGAUGCCGUUAAUUCAUCUGAAGCAUUAAUUGAUAGAUCCAAGGCAGAGAAGAAUGCGAGAAGAAAUGCAAAAAAGAAGGCACGGAGGAAGGAAAAGCGAAAGGAGAAACUUUCAAUGGGUAAUACUGGCUCUACUGAGCUUGAAGUUUUGUCUGAGGAAUGCGCACCUGAAAGUUCGACAUCUGAAACAUGUACUAACAAUGAUAUGAAUUGUGGAGAUGGACCUGUUUCGCAAGAAACUACCCCAGUUGAUCAGUUGCCCGAUUUUCAGAUUAAUGAAAAUGACUCUGGGGGAGACAGUAACAGCCUCAUAACUGACUGUUCUGAAACAUCAGAACAUCCCAUGUCCCAUUCUGAAGAUGGAAUUCAAACCAGAUAUCUGGGGUUUUCCAUUUUGAAAGGACCAGAGGAGAAACAUGAUGAACAACUCUAUUGUUGUGAUGAUAUGUCCGCAAAGGGUGUCUUUGAUAUGCCUGACUGUGUCAUACUAGACUCAGUUUCUGCUGGCCAUGAAGCCAUUACGGAAGCUGGUUAUGAUGUAAAUCGAUCUAACUUAGAAAGUAAUUGUGUUAGCCUUUCCCAAGAAAUCUGUCAUACUGGAAUAAAGGAGUGCUUUUCUGACCAGAGUUCACUAAAUGGUGUUGUAACAAAGUUUCAGACUCAGGAGUGUAGCAGCAGUGACAUGCAACCGGUUGUGCCAGGAAAGAGAGACAAACAAGCAAAAAUGCUUCCCCAGAAUGGCCAAGAAAGGAAGGAAAACAAUCCUUCUGUGUGGCAAAAAGUUCAGAGAGAUGGGGUAUCAAAAUGUGAAGAUAAAAGUGAAUCAAAAGCUGAGGAUUCUAGGAGAUCGAAUCUGGGUGAAGAACAAUCUGCAGUUCACAGUCAUACUCUUUCUGGAUGCAGCAAGCAAGAGCUCGGUUCUUCAUCUAUUAUCAAGAAAUCAAUACCCAUGGAGAAAGAUCCUAGAUUGAAAAUUUUGAGUAGAUUUGAGAGAUCGAUAUUGGCACAUGGUGAUGAACCAACUGCUGAAGCUUGGAGUACUCAAAACAACUUUGCUGGAGAAAAAUCAUCUUCUGAUUCUCACAAGCUUACUGUUCCGAAAAAGUCUGAAUUAAUGUGUGGGGCACAUGGUUUUGGAGCUGAUUCAAGCAAGAUUUCAGGAGCAUUAAAUGAUUCGUAUAGAGCACAACAACAAUCUGAGGCUCUUCAACUGGCCACAGGCAGUCCAAUUGCUGAAUUUGAGAGACUCAUCAGUGCAGCAACUCCGGCUAUCUGCCAGUGGAACAAGGUUAGAAUUUGUUCAACUUGCUCUCAUGAAGUCAACCAACCUUUAUGCAGAAAUGAGAUACCGAAAUUCUCUCUGAGACACCUCUGGAAGUGGUAUGAGAAGCACGGCAGCUAUGGGUUGGAAGUUUCAUCAGAGGAAUUCAGUUACUCAAAGAGAACAGGUUUCCAUCACUCAGCUUUUCGUGCUUACUUCGUCCCUUCCCUGUCUGCCAUCCAACUGUUUAAAAUACCCAAGAGUCAUGCGGCAGAGAAGGAUGAUAGAAUUCCUAGGCCCGGGGCUUCAAGGGCAUUUGAAAUGGUUGAAAAUCAUCUGCCUAGUUCACGAGUACCAUCUGUACCUGUCGAUGCGAAAGUAGCUGAGGAUCCAGAGCUAAUUUUCGAGUAUUUGGAGUCUGAUCAACCCCAAUUAAGACCACCUCUGUAUGAGAAGAUCAAGGCGCUGAUUGGAGAGGGUGAACUUUCGCCAAACAAAAUGUAUGGUGAUCCUAGAAAGUUAGACUCCAUGAAACUAAAUAAACUCCAUCCCCGAUCCUGGUACUCGGUGGCAUGGUAUCCUAUUUAUAGGAUACCAAAUGGCGAACACCGUGCUUCGUUUUUGACCUAUCACUCAUUCAGCCAUCUGGUUUGUAGGAGCUCCACUUUUGGCUCCAAGAGAAUGGACGGUUGUAUGGUUUCUCCCGUUGUUGGUCUUCAAAGUUACAAUGCUCAGCGUUGGUUCCUUUUGAAACAAUUUGGGCUGAGCCAGGCAGGAGAAACUCCAAAAUUAAACCCUGCUGAAAUUCUGGGAGACCGAGUGCAGACACUAGAGCGGGCAGCAUCUGUUUUGGCAAGAGGAGAAGUUAGCAAGGGGAAUCUGAAGUUUGUGAACAGACAUCCAGACCAUGAGUUCUUUCUCUCCAGGCGACGGUGAUGCAUUCAGGAUAUGCAAUCUGAAGUUUCUUUUUUCCUUCUGUUUUUUGGCCAACCCUUUAGGCACAGUUGAUAGAACCUAACCUUUAAUAGGAGCUAAAAGGUGUGCCAUUCUGUUUCCUUUUUUUGUUGUCUUUCUGAACUUUUGAGAUGAAAUUCUCCUUCUGUGAGGAGUUCUGCAUGUGGAUGCUCCUGUAUCUUCCUUUGAAGUAGACUUCUGAGAGAUUUAGAACUGCUGAUAUUGGUUCAGCAGUAUUUGGGAUGUUGUAGUUAAUGCUUUAACCUCAGUUUAUGUCUUAUUCCAAAGCCUUUUUCUGUUGAAUUGUA
This is a messenger RNA of Vitis vinifera (wine grape), 3163 nucleotides long. RefSeq lists its product as uncharacterized. The transcript has 8 exons. Lineage: Eukaryota; Viridiplantae; Streptophyta; Magnoliopsida; Vitales; Vitaceae. The record is from RefSeq and is a predicted model, not a curated record. Bases 132 to 2837 code for a protein of 901 amino acids.